Messenger RNA from Oncorhynchus keta (chum salmon), 1089 nucleotides. RefSeq names its product intermembrane lipid transfer protein VPS13C-like. The record is from RefSeq and is a predicted model, not a curated record. The transcript has 7 exons. Gene Ontology annotation, biological process: mitochondrion organization; protein targeting to vacuole; protein retention in Golgi apparatus. The annotation marks the transcript as partial. Lineage: Eukaryota; Metazoa; Chordata; Actinopteri; Salmoniformes; Salmonidae. Gene Ontology annotation, cellular component: extrinsic component of membrane.
AUCUCCCCUGUCAUCCUGAACACAGUGAUGACCAUCACGGCAGCCAUGACGGAGAAACCCAAAGACGAGGCAGCAGAGGAGGAGAAGACCGAGGUCGGCAACCUGUGGUCCACCAUGAACAUCUACGCCUGCAACUACUGGUUCCUGGGAGUGGAUUCUGCCAGCGAGGUGACGGAGAGUUUCAGUGACCAGGACGGCCGUAACUUUGGGGAGAGUUUCAAGGUGGAUGUGAAGGUUAUUCAGGUGACCAUGGAGUCUGGUCUGGGCCACAGGACGGUCCCCCUGCUGCUGGCUGAGAGCUCUCUGUCUGGGACGGCCAAGAACUGGUCCUCCCUCCUCUACCUCUGCUCUGACAUGACCCUGGAGGUGAACUACUUCAAUGAGACCCAUGCUGUCUGGGAACCGCUGAUAGAGAGAGUGGAGGACGGCAAACGCAGGUGGAACCUCAAGCUAGAGAUGAAGAACAACCCCGUGCAGGAUAAGAGCCCUGUUCCCGGGGAUGACUUCGUGGUUCUCCCCGAGCCACGCACCGCCAUCAACAUCUGUUCCAAAGAUACCAUGAACAUUACCGUCUCCAAGUGCUGCCUCAAUGUGUUAACCAACCUGGCCAAGGCAUUCUCUGAGGGCACAGCCUCUACCUUUGACCACAGUCUGAAGGAGAAAGCCCCCUUCACCAUCCGUAAUGCGCUGGGCAUCCCUCUCACCGUGCAGCACAGUGCCAACCUGCGGGUGGUGGCCUCCCCCGGGCAGGGCAAGCUCCACGAGGUGGGGGUAGGGCAGAGCGUGGACCUGGAGUACUCUGGGUCGGGCACCUCGACACGGGGCAAACUGUCUGCUUUGCAACGCCAGGAGAGCUGCCUCUUCAACCUCAGCAUCGCUCCGACAGGUUACAGUGAGAUCUCCAACAUGACGGUGGAUCAGCCGGGCAGGAGGCUGUAUAACGUGAGAGAUCCCCUGCUGCAGGAGAACGUGUCUGUCUUGGUACAGACUGACGCCUCGGAAGGAAACAAGGUCAUCACCGUCCGUUCUCCGCUACAGAUCCAGAACCAUUUCUCAGUGCCGUUUACCAUCCUGGAUUGUCCCAAAUAG